CGGCCGGACACGGUCGUGGUGGGGUUGUUGGACGACGCAGAGAGGUGGUGGGAGAGGGGGGUCAGGCUACUGGGCAUGAAUGCCAUGGAAUCGGUGGUGGGAUGGCCAGACAUGUCGACAUUGGGGGCGGCAUUGGCACUGGCAAACACGUCGAUUCAAGAACAGACUGCGCCUGAAAAAGCGGGCACGUUGUUUCUUGGGGACGACGCAGUGGAGUGGUGGGGGAGGGAGGUGGGGUCGGCUGGCGCGGUUGGGCAAAAACCGUUCGCAGGGGGCUGACGUGUCAUUUCCUGGUGUCGACGCGACGCUGGAGGGAGGGGAGCUGGGCUGGGAGGGCAUACUGGGCUGGGCUGGGUUGUUUGGGUUCGGAUCGGGUGGGGGAAAUGGCCCAGCAGCGCAGCGAGUGCCUUCUGCGCGCGUUCCAGAUGUAAAAGAAAAUCAUGAAAGUACGCAGCUCAGAGCCCUCUUCCAAGGCCCACCAAAUGUCCCCCAGUGGGUCCACCUCGAACUUCGCUGGCAUAACUCCAAACUCGGAUGCGGUCGUGGAAAAACUCGACCCCCACUGUAUCUGGGGUCAAUUUCCUCCAAUCCGCCAGGAGGGUCUAAAGUGAAGCUGCUGGCUGUGGGCAUGACCCGGCUGACAAGGUCGAUUUAUAGUGGCUCCAAAAGCAUCCAAUCCCCUCCCACCUCUGAUGCGGAGCGGUUUAACACUCGAAGCAAGCUCUCUCCGUAGCCAUGUCAGAUUGACAUGGCUGGAGGGCUGCUACAGUGCUAAUCCUCUGAAUCAUGAGGGGGAGUCAAGGGGGCAGCCUGCUGCAUCCAGGACAAGGGAAUCCUCUUUUUAUAGGCAAGUCAGACAGAGAAUCGUGCAGCUUUUCCCAGGGUUCUCCCUUGCCCAUUGUGACAGCAGUUCUGCACAUGAAAAGUGGUCAUUGAGGGCCCUAACCAGAGCAGGGGGCAUCACUAGUUACAUAUGACUUUCGAU
This is a messenger RNA of Cantharellus anzutake, 985 nucleotides long. RefSeq lists its product as uncharacterized. The coding region runs from base 80 to 733 and encodes 217 amino acids. Lineage: Eukaryota; Fungi; Basidiomycota; Agaricomycetes; Cantharellales; Hydnaceae. The record is from RefSeq and is a predicted model, not a curated record. The transcript is spliced from 4 exons.